This is a messenger RNA of Ylistrum balloti, 531 nucleotides long. RefSeq names its product probable serine/threonine-protein kinase fhkB. Lineage: Eukaryota; Metazoa; Mollusca; Bivalvia; Pectinida; Pectinidae. The record is from RefSeq and is a predicted model, not a curated record. Bases 1 to 531 code for a protein of 176 amino acids. The transcript has 2 exons.
AUGCAUCUAGGACCUCUCAAGAAAGCAAUAACAAGAAUUGUUAACAAAAACACCAUGAACAUAGGACAAUUUGAAGAUACACCAAAGGUCAAAUGUAACCAUAAAAACAGCUACAACCAACAACAAUCCAGCAACUACGAACACAGCGACAACAAACAACGCUCCAGCAACCACGAACACAGUGACAACAAACAAUGCUCCGGCAACUACAAACACAGAGACCACAAACAACGCUCCAGCGACUACGAUCACAGCGACAACAAACAACACUUCAACAACUACGAUCACAGUGACAGCAAACAACGCCCCCACAACCACGAACACAGUGACAACAAACAACGCUCCAGCGACUACGAAUACACCGACAACAAACAACACUUCAACAACUACGAUCACACCGACAACAAACAACGCUCCAGCGACUACGAUCACACCGACAACAAACAACAUUGCAGCGACUACGACCACAGUGACAACAAACAACGCUCCAGCGACUACGAACACAGCAGCAACAAACACUGCCACAUGUAG